AUGGCUUCUCCUCCACACAUCGGGAGUCUCUCCCGUCUUCCUGCUAACUUGCGCGGUGGCAUUGAGUCUGUUAAGCGCACACGACAUAAUGUUUCUUGGCCUUUGGUGAACCUCGAUCUGUUGCGCAACAUCCUUCUCUUCCUGUUCUUCUGGCGAUGGUCCCGUCGCGCAUUUUGGCAGCUCAGAGGCCGUGGUAUCAUCGGCUCGGUCAUCGAGCUAUACACAAACGUUCGUCGCAUCCUCUACGGUUACUUCCUACGAGCCCCGGGCGUGCGAGGCAAGGUUCAGCAACAAGUCAAUGAGUCUUUGGCCAAGCUGUCCGAGAAGUUAGUCCCCAAGGACCAGAUCCGAUACCUUACUCUCCCCAAGGAUGGCCUCUCUCAUGAUAACGUCCGCGCCGAGCUCGAGAACCUCGCCAACAUGGAUCACACUCGCUGGGAGGAUGGAUUUGUCUCUGGUGCUGUGUACCACGGCGAGAAUGAGCUCAUGCAACUGCAGACCGAGGCCUUUGGCAAGUUCACUGUUGCCAAUCCCAUCCAUCCCGAUGUCUUCCCUGGUGUGCGCAAGAUGGAGGCCGAGGUUGUGAGCAUGGUCUUGAACCUCUUCCAUGCUCCUCCUAAUGCUGCUGGUACCUCCACCAGCGGAGGAACUGACAGUAUUCUUAUGGCUUGUCUGGCUGCUCGUCAAAAGGCGUAUGCUGAGCGUGGCGUGACUAAACCUGAAAUGAUUCUCCCUGAGACCGCCCAUACCGCAUUCCACAAGGCAGCCGAGUACUUCAAAAUCAAAAUCAACCUUGUCGCCUGUCCUGCGCCUGAGUACCAGGUCGAUGUCCGUGCCGUUUCGCGUCUGGUCAACCCUAACACAGUUCUGAUUGUUGGUUCUGCGCCCAACUUCCCCCACGGUAUCAUCGACGACAUUGAGGCUCUAUCCAAGCUUGCUCUGCGCAAGAACAUCUGGCUCCAUGUCGACUGCUGCCUGGGAUCUUUCCUGGUUCCUUUCCUCGAACGCGCUGGUUUUGAGACACAACUCUUCGACUUCCGACUCAAGGGUGUUCAUAGUAUCAGCUGCGAUACUCACAAGUACGGUUUUGCGCCCAAGGGAAAUUCUACUGUUCUAUACCGCACAGCCGAUCUGCGAAAGUUUCAGUAUUUCGUCGCCCCUGAUUGGUCUGGUGGUGUCUACGCUUCUCCCGGCAUGGCUGGUUCUCGACCUGGUGCGCUCAUUGCUGGUUGCUGGGCUAGUUUGAUGACGAUGGGUGAGGCCGGAUACAUUGACGCCUGCACCAAGAUUGUGGGAAGCGCCAAGAAGAUCACCGAGGCUAUCCAGACCACUCCAACUCUUGGCGGCGAGCUUGAGAUUAUUGGCAAGCCCCUAGUCUCAGUCGUUGCUUUCACAGCUCGCAACUUGAACGUUUACGACAUCGCCGACGGUAUGGGUACUAAGGGGUGGCAUCUCAACGCUCUGCAGAACCCACCUGCUAUCCACGUUGCCGUCACCCUGCCCAUCACCAAGGUCUGGGAGAAGCUUGUCACCGAUCUCGAGGCCGUCGUCGAGGAGGAGCGUGAGAAGGAGCGUGUUCGUCUUGUUGAAGGCAAGGGAGCCCAUGGCAAGGCUAUGGGCGACACCUCAGCUUUGUACGGUGUUGCUGGCUCGUUGCCAAACAAGAGUGUAGUCGUUGAUCUGGCGAGUGGAUUUUUGGAUCUGUUGUAUAAGGCGUAA
Molecule: messenger RNA, 1719 nt
Organism: Fusarium sp. VM40
Lineage: Eukaryota; Fungi; Ascomycota; Sordariomycetes; Hypocreales; Nectriaceae
Source: the annotation of a GenBank genome assembly